Messenger RNA from Magnolia sinica, 1799 nucleotides. RefSeq lists its product as uncharacterized. The coding region runs from base 107 to 1411 and encodes 434 amino acids. The record is from RefSeq and is a predicted model, not a curated record. Gene Ontology annotation, cellular component: cytoplasm. The transcript is spliced from 10 exons. NCBI's taxonomy places the organism in Eukaryota, Viridiplantae, Streptophyta, Magnoliopsida, Magnoliales, Magnoliaceae.
UUGGAGGAAAUUCCCCUACUGUGGAGCGGGCAAACCCCGUCUAUAUAAACCCCGCCGUUCAAAACCCUUUUAGGGUUUAAGCACCCAUUUCUCUAUCGGAAUUUCGAUGGCUGUCGGGUUGUUGAUUUCAAGAACAGCAUCUAAAACCUUAACACGAUCCCUACUUUCUCCUCCUCCAACAACCGAUCAUCUCUCUAUUUCUCCUCUCGCAAUCUCUCGAUGCCUCCGAAGCCUCCACUCGUUCGUCUCCGAUCGAUUCAAUUUCCAGAACCAUGGCAGAAUCCUGCCCUCUAAUUCCAGGGCCGUUGCCACACGCUCGGUCCUGAUGCAAGAUGCCGCCACAGAGGCCGUCUCAGCCUCACUAGCCGUUGAUAAUCGUGUCCCUGCGACUGUAAUCACUGGAUUCCUAGGAUCCGGAAAGACCACUCUCCUCAACCACAUUUUAACUGCUCAACAUGGAAAAAGGAUUGCCGUCAUAGAGAAUGAGUUUGGGGAGGUGGACAUAGACAGUUCGUUGGUUGCGAAUCAUUCAUCUGUGGCUGAGGAUAUUGUCAUGGUUAACAAUGGUUGCCUAUGUUGUACUGUGAGAGGGGAUCUAGUUAAAAUGCUUUUGGAGUUGGUCAAGAAAAAGCAGGAUAAGUUUGACCAUAUUGUUAUAGAAACAACAGGCCUUGCAAAACCAGCUCCUGUAAUUGAGACAUUCUGUACAGAUGACCUGGUUUCACGGUAUGUGAAACUUGACGGUGUUGUUACUUUGGUUGACUGCAAGCAUGCUAUGCAGCAUUUGAAUGAAGUGAAACCGAGAUGGGUGGUGAAUGAGGCAGUAGAACAAGUUGCAUAUGCAGACCGGAUCAUAUUGAACAAGAUAGAUUUGGUAAGUGAGGCUGACUUGGAGGCAAUGACUCACAAAAUUAAGCAUAUCAAUGCGAUGGCACAAAUUAAACAAGCUAAAUUUGGUGUUGUUGACAUGGACUUUGUUUUAGGAAUUGGUGGAUACGAUCUUGAUAGAAUUGGGACCGAAGUUCAUGCAGAUGGAUCCCAUGAUACAACUCAUCAUAAAGAUGGUGGUCAUGAACACCAUGAAGGACACCAUCAUCAUGGCCAUGUACAUGAUUCUGCUGUCUCCAGUGUCAGCAUAGUUUCUGAGGGUACUCUGGAUCUGGACGAGGUUAAUGACUGGCUAGAGAGGCUGGUCGAUGAGAAAGGGGAUGAUUUGUACAGGAUGAAGGGAGUUUUGUCUGUAGAAGGUUUCAAUGAACGUUAUGUCUUUCAGGGCGUACAUUCCACCCUUGAUGGCUGCCCGGCCAAACCAUGGGGGCCUGAUGAGAAAAGGAUGAGCAAGCUUGUAUUCAUAGGGAGGAAUUUGGAUGAAGCUGUGUUGAGAAAAGGCUUCAAGGGUUGUUUGGUAUAGAAGCUUCUUUUGACGGCUUGUCAGCAACAUACUAUAUGGCAUUGAUCUCAUACUCAAAUCACAACUUACCAUGAUCGAUUCUGGAUGUUCAACUGCCCUUCCUCAAGAGCCGUCACAAGUGUAGCUUCGAAGACUGUAAGCAUUCAGAUCUUGGAACUUGAAUCGAAUCAUGGGCCAUUGGUAUCAUCCUUCUGUGGAGAAUUUUCGGAACUGCCCACAUGCUGAUGAAACAUGACAACCUAAACGGUGAUGAGGAUGGUGGUGAUGGUAGGAAGGAUUAGGAGAGACCGUUUGUAACUUCAGUGAGUAAUCUUGGUGCAACAUAUUCAGAACCGAACCUGUUAUAUAACAAAUCUGUUACUGGAUAUUUGCGGUAACCAGAUAUUUU